AUGGAUGCCGACAUAGAAUAUUCAAAUAAUGAGUAUGAUGAGGUAGGAAUUGAUAAGGAGAUUGGAGGUGAUGAAACUAUUGAAGAAUCUACGGUUGGAAUGCAAUUUUCAUCUGUAGAAGAAGUGCAAGCUUACUAUAUAAAGUAUGGUAAGAAGAAGGGAUUUGGGAUAUCCAAAAAGAAUAUUGGACAGGAUGACGAUGGGACGAUAAAAUGGUUUUGCUUGGCAUGCGCGCGAGGAGGCACAUCAAAGAGUGGGGCUGCCAAUUUUAUGAAACCAAAACAAACAGGUAAAAUGGGGUGUAAGGUUAUGAUUAAUGCGGUAUUCAAUGAUGAAGGUGAAUAUAUUGUAUCUAAAGUGAUAUUGGAUUACACACACGCUUGUAGUCCUGGAAAAGCAAGACAUUUCAGAUGCUUUAAGAAAGUUGAAGCUCGUGUCGCUAAGAGACUUGAAAUAAAUGACAAGGUAGAAAUAAGGUUGUCCAAAAAUUUCAAGUAUGUGGUUGUUGAGACGGGGGGUUAUGAGAAUGUAACAUUCGGGGAGGAGGAGUGUCAAAACUAUAUUGACAAAGCACAACUUUGCCUCGGGGUUGGAGGUGGUGUAGCUCUAUGUAAUUAUUUCGAAGAUACGUAA
This is a messenger RNA of Juglans microcarpa x Juglans regia, 633 nucleotides long. RefSeq lists its product as uncharacterized. The transcript has a single exon. Bases 1 to 633 code for a protein of 210 amino acids. The record is from RefSeq and is a predicted model, not a curated record. NCBI's taxonomy places the organism in Eukaryota, Viridiplantae, Streptophyta, Magnoliopsida, Fagales, Juglandaceae.